Molecule: messenger RNA, 5100 nt
Organism: Macrosteles quadrilineatus (aster leafhopper)
Lineage: Eukaryota; Metazoa; Arthropoda; Insecta; Hemiptera; Cicadellidae
Product: ATP-binding cassette sub-family C member 10
Exons: 28
Coding region: 199-4599 (1466 amino acids)
Biological process (GO): transmembrane transport
Cellular component (GO): membrane
Molecular function (GO): ATP binding; ABC-type transporter activity; ATP hydrolysis activity
Source: RefSeq, a predicted model, not a curated record
UGAUAUUUUUUGUCUCGAGUUGAGUGUGAGGGAUUAUUGAGCUUUUAAAGAAAAUCUCUUUCCGACCUGAACAUAUUCUUUGUUAUUAAGUUAGUUGAAUUAAUUUCUGGAUACGGUAUAGCCUACAUUCGAUUCACAUUGGUCAGUAUUGAAAAAUGAACGCAGACUUAGGUUAGGAUUGAGUCAUUCAGAUUCAGAAUGUCAAAUAUAAAUAUUGUUUGGAAUUGGACACAAUUUUGUGAGCAAGACGAUGAUCUUAUUAUCUGGGACCCUCGCCAUAAUGACUUUGGGCGAUGUUUUGAAGUCGUCUGCCUCCAAUUCCCACUUCUCGCACUGCUCGCCAUCACCUCUGCCUAUUACUGUGGGAAACAAAUGGAUUGGGUCGUCCGUACAUCCUUCGAGUCCAACGUUCUGAAGAUUCGUUAUUUAACAUGUCUCCUUCUUUCUAUGGUGCCCGUGGUUAGUACAUGGUACCAAGUAUCAUCAGGUAGUAAGCCGUUGGUCCCAGUGCAGUAUUUCUUCUCAUCCGUACAAUGUCUGACGUGGCUGACACAUUUCAUCUACGUGUUGGCUCUUAGACAUCGUCUGGGCCCGGGUCUGCGUGGUCCUACGAUCGUCUGCCUCCUCUGGUUCGUCAACUUUGUCUGCAGCUGUGUCAUGUAUCGCUCCACGUACAGAGUCAGUGGGAUGAUUGCGGAUGGACAGAUGGAAGUGACGUUUGACACUGUCUCACUGAUACUGCAAUGUGUCUAUGGACUCACUCUGCUUCCAGGAGGCCACUACGACCAGAGAAGCUCUACCUAUCACACCUUGAAUGUCCAGACUGCAGCUAGUCCAGCUAUGAUUAGCAGCACGUACAGCGGGUUCCGAGAAGAUUUGGACCCCGGCUACCUGGGAGUGGCUGGGGGUGAGGAGUGGGGAGUGUUGCCACGCCUGUGCUUCUCCUGGGUGGGGCCGCUGAUGUCCAAGGGCGUGGCGGGGGGACUCCGGUCAGCUGAUGACCUUCACGAUCUGCCAGUGUCUCUCACGUCAACCCAUGCGUCACAGCUGUUAGAGAGAGCGUUGGCGCAGUCUCGUCUCCUGGUCGCUUUACAUAGGUGUUUCUGGAAGGAGUUCUAUGGCAUUGGGUUGCUCAAAUUCAUUUCUGAUGUAAGUGGCUUCUUCGGACCUCUUCUGCUCAACAAACUAGUCACAUUCAUCGAAACCAAAAGUGAAAAUGUACAAGAUGGAUAUAUCUACGCUGCAUGUCUAUGUGCAAUCACUUUAAUUGGUGCAUUUUGCAACAGCCACUUCAGUUACCUUAUGGCUAAGGUGGGACUCAAGAUAAGAGCAUCUCUCGUUUGUAUUGUCUACAAGAAGACUCUCACCCUAAGUACAAUCACUUUGUCUAAUUUCAGCACUGGUGAGAUCAACAACUUCAUGAGCACGGACACUGAUAGAAUAGUAAACUCAUGUGGAAGCUUUCAUGCUUGCUGGAGCAUUCCGUUUCAGAUAGCAGUGACAUUGUACCUGUUAUACCAACAAGUAGGAAACGCCUUCUUGGCUGGAGUUGUGUUUGCUAUUGUUUUGAUACCUAUCAAUAAAUGCAUCGCCUCGCAAAUUGGUAAACUCAGUACAAAAAUGAUGGAACAGAAAGACAACAGAGUGAAGAUAAUGUUGGGUAUCUUGCGAGGAAUCAAGACAAUAAAACUGCAUGUUUGGGAGGAUCACUUCUUUGACAAGAUAUCAGAUAUUCGUUCCCGAGAGCUUCGCUACCUGAAGGGCCGUAAGUAUCUGGAUGCUUUGUGUGUCUACUUCUGGGCGACUACUCCUGUUGUGAUCUCCAUACUCACAUUCGCCAGUUACACCCUCAUGGGAAACCGUCUGACAGCGGCUACGGUGUUCACCAGUAUUGCUCUUCUCAACAUGUUGAUUUCUCCACUCAAUGCGUUCCCCUGGGUUCUCAAUGGUCUUACUGAAGCUUGGGUUUCACUUAAGAGGAUACAAAGGUUGCUUGAGAUAGAUGACCUGGACAUGGGCGAGUACUACAGUCCGCUACCGAGCUUGGAACCAACAGACGGAGCCAUUGUGGUCAAAGAUGGCAACUUUUGUUGGGGGCCCGGCAAGUUUGAACUUCAUAAUAUAAACUUUAUCGCUCCCAAGGGCCAGUUUAUUGGAGUGUUUGGAACGGUCGGUUGCGGCAAAUCGUCUCUUUUAGCGGCUCUUUUAGCCGAGAUGGACAAAACCUCUGGGUUGGUUGGGAUACCAAAUCUCAAACACGGUUUUGGAUUUGUCUCCCAAACCCCUUGGCUGCAACGAGCCUCCAUCAGAGAUAACAUUCUGUUUGGUAAACCGUACGACCAGACUAAAUACAGGGCAGUACUAGAGGCUUGUGCCCUGACUCAGGACCUGAUGGUGCUGCCUUCGGGUGACUUGACCACUGUGGCAGAGGGUGGAAGCACACUGAGCGGAGGACAGAGGACUAGAGUGGCGCUGGCUAGAGCUGUCUACCAGGAGCGCAAUGUAUAUUUGUUGGACGACGUGUUCUCCGCAGUUGAUGCACGAGUCGCCAAACACCUGCUGAGGCAUUGUAUCAACGGCUUGCUGAGGGACAAGACUAGAGUCGUCUGCACUCAUCAGACCCAGUAUCUGCUACAGGCAGACACUGUAGUCAGCAUAGAGCAGGGCACUGUGCUGCAAGGACCACCAGCUGAGGUACUACCAGACUAUGAGGAGAUGGUGACAAGUCAUCAGCUGGAGGGGGAGGGAGAGACUCAGAGAGAGGAGCGUCCCCCCUCCCCCAUCCUCUCUACAGAGGGAGAGGUAGACAGUCUACAAGGAGAGGAAGGCAGGGAGACUGGUACCGUAGCAUGGAGAGUGUACAACACCUACCUGGCAGCCGUAGGAUACUGUCUGACUGCAGCCAUACUGAUUAGUCUCACACUCAUGCAGGUUUCAAGAAACGGCACUGACUGGUGGAUGGCCUACUGGGUUACAAGUGAAAACACAACAGCCUUUGCCCUACCUUUUAACUUGGACCUGACAAAAAGUGAUCUACUUCCGUGGGUUGACCCGUCUACUCGCUACUACCUAACAGUCUACGUGUUGAUAGCCGUCUGCAACUCUGUGUUCACUCUUUUCCGAGCGUUCUUGUUUGCCUACGGAGGUAUCCAUGCUGCAUCUGCUGUACAUAAAGUGUUGCUCAACAAAGUCAUAAGGGCCAAAAUUGUCAACUUUGACAUUCUACCGGUUGGUCAGAUCCUCAACCGAUUCUCUUCAGAUAUGUACACGGUGGAUGAUUCUCUUCCGUUCAUUUCAAACAUCUUGUUAGCUCAGUUUUUUGGAGUAAUAGGCAGCAUGUUCGUCAUGCUUUACGGUGUGCCAGAAUUAUUCUUCAUCCUAGUGCCACUGGUGCCGAUCUAUCACUGGCUGCAGCGACACUAUCGUCUAACAUCUCGCGAGCUCAAGAGACUGAGCUCCACCACACUGUCUCCGUUGUACAACCACUUCAACGAAACACUUCAAGGACUUCUUACCAUCCGAGCAUUUCGAGCUGUGCCUAGGUUCAGGAGGGACAACGGCACAAGACUAGAAGCCAAUCAGAAGGCUCAGUUGGCCAGUCAGGCAGCAGCUCAGUGGUUGUCUCUGAGACUACAGCUUAUUGGUGUUGCCAUGGUGACAGGUGUGGGACUGUUGGCUACACUGCAACACCACCUAAGCAUUGCCAACCCUGGACUUGUGGGGUUGGCUAUCUCCUACGCCCUGUCUGUGACUGGAGCUCUCAACGGACUGGUAAACGCCUUCACAGAGACGGAGAGAGAGAUGGUGUCAGUAGAGAGGGUGGAUCAGUAUCUCCGAGAGAUCACAACUGAGGACUUCCGGGAGCGACUGGCUCCUCCACCGUUCUGGCUUAGUCAGGGGGUCGUGUCCUUCGAUAACGUCACUCUCAAGUACAGGGAUCACCUACUUCCAUCCCUCAAGUCAGUAAGUUUCUGCACUCGCCCGGCAGAGCGCGUUGGUGUGGUUGGUCGCACUGGGGCUGGUAAGAGCAGCUUGUUUGCAGCUCUGUUUAGGUUGGUAGAACUGCACGAUGGUGAAAUAUCAAUCGAUUCUGUCAACAUCGCUCACAUAGGAUUGAUGCAGUUAAGAUCCCGAAUGUCCGUUAUCCCACAGGAGCCUACGCUCUUCCCUGGUACAGUCCGGGAUAACAUAGAUCCUCUCCGGCAAUACAGUGACAGCAACAUCUGGUCGGCUAUACAGCGCUGCCACCUGGUGGGAGUGAUUAGAGACUUGGACACUACGGUGGAGCUGAGCACAGGACAAGCACAGCUGUUAUGUCUGUGUCGAGCUGUGCUGCAUAAUGCUAAGAUCCUGUGUGUGGAUGAAGCGACUGCCAAUGUCGAUGAAGAAACAGACAAACUGAUAACACAGACUUUACGCAGCAACUUCCGCCAGAGCACAGUGAUCACCAUUGCUCACCGUGUCCGCACCAUCAUUGACUCUGAUAGGGUGCUUGUGAUGGGGGAAGGUACUGUGCUGGAGUUUGACACUCCCGAACAGCUGUUUCAAGACAGAACUUCUCACUUGUAUCAGCUGUUACAUCAGGACUACGACUCGUAACACAUUGUGAUCCUAGGCAAUUUACUAUUUCAACUUAUUGUAUAUUAUUAUUAUUUGAUUAUUUAUUUAUAGACUUGUUUUUAACCCUUUGACACAGACUGGUAUGAAGGAAGUAUACUUGUUCUAAGACUGUAAUUUAAAAUUGACAUUUUACAAAGCAAAUACUAUUUUUAAAAUGUUUUGAUUUGAUAUUUUAGUAGGGGGUGAGCCCACUAGAGGUCUUGUAGUACUUUGCCCUCUUCAGCGUAGGUUGUCUUGUUUGGGUGAUUAGCUGUACAAGAUGUAGUCUUUAGCGCAGCCGCAGCUCAAGUAAAUUUAACAUUUGUAGGUAUAGCUCUUAUUAUGGUGCCAAAGUGACACACAGAUAAAGGGGACGAUGUGAGCAUCAGAUACAGCUCUUGAAAUUGAAACAAUCCCAUCUUGCUUGUGUGAAUUAGCCUGUACAACUGGCCCACCGAGUGCAAAUGGUUAAAAUCAAACUAUGAGCAAGGUAAAGAAAUU